Messenger RNA from Penicillium subrubescens, 1005 nucleotides. Its product is annotated as MARVEL domain-containing protein. Lineage: Eukaryota; Fungi; Ascomycota; Eurotiomycetes; Eurotiales; Aspergillaceae. The transcript has 3 exons. Gene Ontology annotation, cellular component: membrane. The coding region runs from base 32 to 724 and encodes 230 amino acids. The record is from RefSeq and is a predicted model, not a curated record.
GAUAAGUCUGGAUUAGAAUUUUCUCAAUUUUAUGCUAGCUCGAAAGUUCUGGAUCUGCUCUUCCCAGUAUAUAACCCAGUGGACACCCGGCGAGGCUGAAGUGGAUCUGAUUCUUUUCCCCAUCACAAUUCGACUUACAAUCUUAAUCGCGAUCAAGACACGAAGUCUCUUUUCACGCAAUCGAUUAACGAUAUACCCGAGUCUUGAAAUCAGCAAUUGUCACAUCUACACACCCAUCAUGUUGCGCUGGGUCUAUCCUGUCCGCCUGAUUCAGGCUCUCUUUGCCUUUGCUAUUAUUGGCUUGACUGCAUACAUCAUUGCCUCCCUGUACGAUGAAUGGUCGUUCUCGAAUGUCAUCUAUUUCAUGCUGUUCAAUGGCUGCUGGACUAUCGUCGUCGCUGUGCCCUACCUGGGUCUCGCCCCUCUCUGGUUGCCGCGCUUCUCUCAUGAAUUCGUGAUUCCGGCCAUGGAGUUUGUGACCAUGGCCCUGUGGCUCAGUGGCUGGAUCGCCAUGGCAGCUAUGAUUCCCAAGCCCGACGUCUGCAACUAUGCCAGCUGCCACGCCCUCCAGGCGACUAUUGUCAUUGCCGCCGUUGAGUGGGCUCUGUUCGCUUUCACCAACGUGUACGCCUUCAUGGACGUCGCCAAUUCGCGCCGCAACCACCACAACCAUGAGCAGCAGCAACCGGCCGUCUCCGAAGUGACUGCUCCAGAGAGCGUCUAAAGGGGACGACAAGGACAUAAAACCACAGACCGAGACAGUCAUAACUUGCAUGUACUGGCAUCUGUCAUAUGUCAAACAUGCAUUGGAUCGGCUGACUCAACAACUUAAUGCUCAAUAAUACAUAACAAUGACGCAUGGAUUAACACGAAUCUACGAAUAAACUCGGGUGGAUCUACGGGGAACUUGCUCAUUGAUCAUCGGCGUGAUGUUGUUUUAUGACGUGUUUCUUGAGCCUCAUGUGAUAGGCUUUCCACGUGGAUACCAUAUAUCUGAUUUUACCU